UGUCUUUUUUAAACUUUUUCAGACUGUCUUUUACAAAUUAGCAUUCUUCUCAGUUUUUUGCACAUUUUCUUUACUUCAAACCCAAAACAAACUCUCUCUUGACCAAUAAACAUAUUGUUGCUGAUUGAAAUGUGUUCUCACUCCAGAGGAAAUCCCGCCCCCAGGAGUUAUAUGAAUAUUGAAUAUAAAAAAGCAAAAAAGUAAUUUGAAGAAAUAAAAUCUGAGCUACUCUCAACAGCUUUUUAUUAAACAAUUUUUACAGUUUGCAAAAGUAAUGGAAGAUGAUUUGCUCCAUUUGUUCUGAUGGCCUUUCAUGCUCUCUAUCUAAGAUCUACCGUCUGCCUCUGAGGGCCCCCAGUCUGGUGUGGGAGGAAAUGAGGGAUCUUAAAGGACUCCCCCCAUCCUCCAAGGACAAGCUGGGAUGCUGGGUCCAUAAGAACAGAUUGAUUUUCUUUGGCGGGUACGGCUAUGCGCCACAAGGAUCUCAUCGAGGGACUUUUCACUACGACGAAUCAUCCUCUCUGAUGUGGGACAGCCCUGGGCGAGGCUGGAACAACCACGUCCACGUUCUGGACCUGGAGAGUUCAACAUGGAGUCAGCCCAUCACCCAGGGAAACACGCCGUCCCCCAGAGCGGCUCAUGCCUGCGCUACAGUCGGAAACAGAGGAUAUGUGUUCGGUGGCCGAUUCAAGAACUACAGACUAAAUGAUCUGUACUACAUCGACCUGGAGACGUGGGAGUGGCAUGAAAUGAGCGUUCCUCAGCAGGGGCCCGUGGGCCGAUCCUGGCACUCCUUUACUCCGGUCUCAUCAGAUCACAUCUUCCUGUUUGGAGGUUUCACCACAGAGAGGGAAACACUGAGUGAUGCUUGGCUCUACUGCGUCAGCAGGAACGAAUGGAAGCCUUUCAAGCACAGCCACACGGAGAGCCCCAGGCUGUGGCACACGGCGUGCUCCGGACCGGACGGAGAGGUGUUUGUGUUCGGAGGCUGUGCUAACAAUCUGUUGUCUCAUCAGAGAGCGGCUCACAGCAACGAGCUGCUGAUUUUUAACGUCCAGCCCAAAUCGCUGGUUCGGUUCUGUAUGGAGACGGUUCUGCAGCACAGGGAGAGGCUGUCCUGUCACUGGGACUGCUUGCCGAAACACCUCCUGCUCAGCCUCAAGCAGAGAAUGUCGCGGGUCAACACUCUGGGCUCUUAGGACUGGAGGUCGACCACAGGAUGAGACGCCGAUAGUUCUGGCUGUUCUGUUACUUUAAUGUGAAAACUUGAAUUAAAAUGAGAGGCAAAGUGUGGAAGAGUUAGCAGUUUGGCCCUGAGGAUGGAGUAAGCUGUUGGGACAUGGCUGAUCAGGCCUGGUCUGGGAUCAGAUCCUCUGGAUGUAAAUAAUCAUUCUGUCACCAGGAUGGAAGCGCCCAGCUCAGGCCACUAGGUGGCAGCAGCUCUGACCGAGUUAAAAAGACUAAAAACCUCAGAACGUCCACAGAACAGCCGAUUCUGCUGCUGUGGAGAUAAUUUAACGUCCCGACAGCUUCCUUCAUUAAACAGUCAUAGAAAGAGGCUAAGAUGAAGAUAAGCUCAAAUUCUUUCACCAAGUUUGUUUGGAAAGCGAUGCUUUAAUCAAACCGUUCAGGAUUUAUAGAUUAAAUGCUCCAGUUUCACAUUAAGUUGUAUAUUAUCUUUAAAAAAAACACAGCUGUUUAUUUUGGUUCUGGUCUCCCUUUAGGACAAAAAGAAGUGACCUGUGGUGUUUCCUGAUCCGACCAGCUUAGCUCCCGUAGGUAGACCUUAUUCACUGGAGCUUUUGUAAUUAUUACUGUGAAACAAAAUUCAAACUGCAGAGGGAGGGAAAACGAGCUGAACCCUUUAAAAACGCACCGGCAGGUUGUUUAACCAGCCGAGUGGAGCCUCAGCAGAUUGGAAACCAGGAGCAGAUUCUCUUUGAUGUUUUGAGAAAAAGUGUUUUAAGUUAAAGAGAAACUAGCUAAGAAAACCGCAUCGAUAAAACAUUGAAUUAGCUUACCAAUGUUUGUCUUGACACUAAUAAAUAAAAGUGAUCAUCUAUUUUGGAUAGAAAGGGGAGUAAAUGAUGCACCAGCUAGCUGAUUGAUGCUAAUUAGCUUCAGCUCUAAGCAGUGAUUUCUGCUUUAAAUGCCAUCCGGUCCAGAUCCACAGAAAUGAGCCUCCUGUUUGUGUUCAUCUGUAUUUAUGUUGGUGUUUAAAGCCUUUAUGGUCAUAAAGUGGCUGCUGUAGCGUUCUGAUUGGAUCGGUACCGGCGACCGUGAAGGACGUCGAGCCGCGUUGCACUGAAAGUUCUCUCUGUUGGGCUUUGUUUGUAUUCGCCUUGUUUGCACAAAAUUACUCGUCUGUAA
Molecule: messenger RNA, 2370 nt
Organism: Cyprinodon variegatus (sheepshead minnow)
Lineage: Eukaryota; Metazoa; Chordata; Actinopteri; Cyprinodontiformes; Cyprinodontidae
Gene: klhdc2
Product: kelch domain containing 2
Exons: 10
Coding region: 282-1199 (305 amino acids)
Molecular function (GO): protein binding
Source: RefSeq, a predicted model, not a curated record